CCUUUUGUCGGAGUUCCGAGAAUCGGAUGAUAUGGAAAGGGAUGUUGUGCUCGCCGACUUUCAGGCAUGUACAGGAAUUGAUAAUUUGGAGUACUGCAUUUCCCUGCUCGAAGCACAUGACUGGAAUCUUGGAGCAGCUGUGACGUCUGCCCUUGCGGAUAGCACCCAGGAUGUCGAUAUGGACUUCUCUAUGACGACUAAUGAACUUCCACGCGCCACCUCUACUGUUUCCGAUCGUUUCAAACCUAUACAUCUUGAAAGUAAGACAAGCUCACAAAUUACUUCGCUGCUGAACCCGGCAAUCAGUAACGAGGCACACGAUCUAGGCGCCUCAUCUGUCAAUCCUUCUGGAAGUCGGUCAACAUUUGGCGAGUCGCAUCCAGUUACGGAGAAAGACACCGGCUCCGUUCUGGAUUCUGGUACUGUGCGAAUCCUGCACUUCGAUAUCGAACUUGAGUUACCUACGGACGAUGGCUGCCACGGAUCCGGAGUAUGCAGUGAGCGCUUUACUUUCCCUGACACAGAGACAGUCGGGUCUUUGAAGCAGCAUUUUAUCGACCUCAAAUCCGCAGAACUCAUACUUUUGGCCACUUCACCCGCCUGGAUUUCGGUGAUCCCCGAGAUUACGCCCUCUCAUUUACUUUCCCAUCUCAGUUUGCAAGGACCAGACAACUAUAAUUUCAACGAUAAUUCGGUCACAUUGCGAACACUGCAUCUGCCGAAGUACAAUUCGCUGCGUGCCACUUUGACUUCUUCUGUCCAGCCAACUACACCUGACAACGAAUCCCCAAAUUACAUCGAAAUACAGCUCCGGGUUUCUCAUCCACACUCCUCUGUUGGUACCACCACCACCACCACCACUACCCAUCCCAUAUCGUUGCGUUUUCCACUGGAUUCUCCAAUCAGCCGGCUGCGGCAAGACGUUGCCAAGCUCACUGGCAUUCCCUCAUCUCAUCAACUGUGGAGUGCCCGAUCAUCGGCUGACGAACUUCAGUCAUUAUCCUCAAGUUCUUCCGUGUAUCGACUUUUGGAUGAACUCAUCCGCGAUUCGGCGGCAUCCACUGGCACUAGAUUCUCGCCGGGAAGGUCAAGUGAUCCAACUUUCGCUUCAUUGGGUCUACAUCCCGGUACGCUGUAUUUUUUGAACUUGUCCGAAUCAUCCGCUUACCCUGAUCACCCUGUUCCAAAAGACAUCAAAAAGCCAGUCUCUCGACAAGCCUUGCGUGCUUGUGACCAUGUAGAACCUGAUGAUGGUCCCCAUCCUGCAUGCUCUAAACGACCAUCAGAUCCUAUGUUUCCGCACUCAAAAUAUGACGAAGCUGCCCGUCCAGAUGACCCCACCUCCGACAAUGAGGCUGACGAAGUGGAUAUCGAUCAGGCAUACUCCAGUGACGAACUCCUUACUGAAUUUGAGCAUCCGAAACCAUCCGUUUGGAACUGUCCGCUUAUAUCUGACUCAUGCCACGAUGGUGAUCCUGCUGAAGCCACAGAACAAUUUUGUCGUCUAUUCAUGCAGCGCUAUUGUGUAGACGGCGAGACAAUGGCCCCGCCCUUCAUCACUGGCAGUCUGGAGUCCGCUUUACAAUCUUCGGUCGGCACUGUUAAUGUUUCCACUCGGAAGCCGCUUUUCAUUUAUUUGCACAACGAUGAGAGCAUCGCUUGCCAUGUGUUCUGCCAACAAAUUCUUUGUUCAACCGAGCUGUGCCAAUUCUUUGGUGAAAACGACUUUUCUGUCUGGCCGUGGGACGUAACACGGCCGCGUGCAAAGGAAAGACUCCUGGGCUGGCUGGAGAACAAGAUCCCAAAUUUGUCGAAUGUGAUUAAGCCGUUGACGGUCGAUAGUUAUCCUGUGCUUUCAAUGGUUGGAAAGCUCUCCUCCCAACUUGAGGUACUCUGUGUGGUGUUGGGCACUGGAGCCAGCACUAGUAUCCUCAACGUAGUUUUAGACGAUUCUGCCUUCCCUACACUGGACUCGGAUAUAAAGCAUCGCCUGCGCCCUCUUCCUUCGGCAACCACUGGUAGUCUCAAAUCUGAUCUUGUAUUGGCCGAGUUAUGGCAGGCUUACACGACCUAUUCGGAAUUACUUGCUCCAGAACUGGCUGCAGAGUCAGAUCGCAUAGCCCGGCAGCGUGUUCGCGAAGAACAAGAAGCAGCCUACCUCGAAUCUCUGCGAUUGGAUCAGCUCAAGGCACUUACAGCCGAAAAGCAGCGGCUGGAACAGCAGCGAGUCGAGGAGCAGCGCAUGCGCGAGAAUGCAGAGGCAGCUCAGCGUCGUCUACAGAUGGCCGCUACUCUCCCAUCUGAACCGCCUGAUUCAAGCACCCCAGCUGCGGAGGCAUUUUUAGCCUCUUUACGUGGUUCAGCUGGCAUUGCGUCCCUGCGCUUUCGCCUUCCCCGCAACCAUACUUGCCCUUCCACCCAAGUCAACGGAGUAGUGAACGGCUUUCUCGUUCGGCGUUUUGCCGGCUCUGAUAAGCUUUCAGCCGUGUUCGCCUUCAUGGAAUCUCAGGGCUUCGCUCUAUCUGAGUAUAAAUUGUUAACAACAUAUCCUCGCAAAGAUGUAAGCAGCUUUUCUACACGUAUCUUAUAACAAUUCUGUUCAUGGUUUGUUUCGCUUGAAACUACCUCCAUGAUCUCCCUACUUUGCAGUUGGUGCAUUUGAGUGCACUUGACCAUCCGAUAUGCCUAUUGACGUUUAGAAAACCGAUCCUCAACAACGUUCCGAUUUGCAGGUUUAUGGGGAUCCACCACUUUACAGUUUGUCCUCGUGGUUAUUUUUAUCAUUUGUUCUGCAUCUGUGCAGUUUAUUAUAGCCAGUAUUGUCUUCAGACAAUAUUCUAUCUGCGUUCUGUAACAGAUACGUCUGUCGAAUUCACUGUGAUUCGGUUUUCUACUUCAAUCUCUAUUCCUGCUAGUCUCGAGUUCGGUACCAACAUCAUCUAUCGUGUGAUUUGUUUUCAUCCAGAAAGUGUCGGUUGUAUGAACGAUCAUUCGCAAGAUGUUCCCAUUGCACGGAAACUCGCAAGUGGGAUUUUUUACUUAUUAGAGUCCUUAGUUUCAAUAUGUAUGUGUUAGUUUUAAAGGCGGAGGUAUUGCUCCCCAUGGAUCAUAGAGAAACACCAGUCGUGUCGUGGGGAUGACUCGCAGAACUUGGCGCUUUUGUGUACACGACCCAUCGAGCGUCUCAGGUCACCUAUCUUCGCGCCAUCCACCAACCACCGGUGCCACAGUGUUUCUGUCGCUAGUUACUUACCGAAUUCGCAAAAAUUAAUUCUAGCAGAUCUCGCGGUACUUGAGUAGAACAAGUGUUAAAUCACCAAAUCCGGUAUGUUAACUGUGGUCCGGGUACCGAAAAGUGUUGGACCAAGUCGAUUGACGCAAGUAACCUUAGACGAAGGAUUACGAUAGUAGAGGGGAAAUAAAAGGCAUUUCCCAGUGAUUAGAACCUAAUUCGGCAGGAUAGUUCGAUGGGAGACUAUCGGUUAGGAGCAAGGUACCGGAUUGUCUUGUACCCUUAGCGUGGUGUUAGGGCCUGUUUGGUGCGCUGGCGCCUCAAAUGUCUCUAGGUCACUGGGUAGAGGCUAAACAACCUCCGUCCCCAUAUCCUCCCCAUAGAAGAUUCGGUGGAUUCUGUGCUCCUCUUCUUUCAAAAACCGUCCUUGGAAAACGAUGGUGUACGGGUCAUAAGCUCGGUUUAGUUGGCAUAGCGCAUGUGCUUUGAGUCGCCUCCGGUGGUAGGGGUACCUAUCCAGUUGCUUCUCCCCAUGCGGUUGACGAUGGUUUCGGAUGUAUCAUCCGAUGCAGUGGGAAAACUCACAAGCUAUUCUAAAGCCACAAAGUUUGUAUUUGACCAUCUUAUGUAGAUCCCCGAUAGACUGCAGUCCGCACUUUGGGGCUGGGCAUGCUUCGUGGUAAGACCAUUUGGACCGGAGUUCUGGGUGGUGUCUUCCAUGUAGAUCUUCAUUUUUCCAGUCUUUAUGCGUCAGACGUUUGGAUCAAACAUUAGGUGUGGGACUCAUUCAAAGCAUGCCCCUCUUUCAGAAUAGAAGGGAUGACAGAAUUCGCCACCUGAAAUACUUAGCCGCCGGUGCUCACCCCUUCCCACUUCUAACCUUUUGGAAAUCCCCUCAUCUUAGGUUACAAAGUUGCCGGUUCGUUCAGAAUUCCCCAACUGGGGCUAAGAGAUGGUCUCGUUUUACAUCGUCCAUUCCGGAGUAUGUACAUUGGGUCGGAUCGGUCAGCAAACGUUACUGGUCUCCACUCCGCACGCUUGAAGUGUUUCCGAAGGGCGCGUGCAAGCAAGUAUUAUUGUAAUGCAUCUUAGACUCCUUUGCUGUUAUUCUAAUAACCUGCAUGCUUUUGGCACCCAUGACGAUUGAUAAUCUGCUGUCACUUAACCGCAAACCGCAGCCGUAUCCCUCGGUCUUGGCUUCAAAAUGCCAUCUCCUCAGAUGCAUACUGGUUUCGUCGACGCAAACGUCGUGCAUCAAUAUAGUCACCUUGUUUUCUUGACUUCAAUCUCACUUUUUAAUGACGUCUGGUUCAGAAACAAACUACUGAACGUGUCACAUAAUUUUUUAAAUGCUCCAAUACAGCAGCGAAUAUGCCUCCACGCAGAUCAAUAUAAUGCACUCCGUGAGCUGGUCUGCCGAUGGCCGAAAAAACAAAGCUACGGCGUUGCAACCCGAACAUCACCCGUUCGAGCCUGCGUAGGGGCCCGGGCGACCCUCACAGUAUCUGGCGAUGGUUGCGUGACAAUGAAGCUUCGAUACAGCGUACUUACAAACUGUUGAUCCCUCUUAUCUAAGCAUCAUCAUCAUCAUUAUACACGUCAGCUAGAGGUGGGAAACCCCUCAGCUACUGUGCCGCAAUACAUAAAGG
Messenger RNA from Dicrocoelium dendriticum, 4881 nucleotides. Lineage: Eukaryota; Metazoa; Platyhelminthes; Trematoda; Plagiorchiida; Dicrocoeliidae. The record is from the annotation of a GenBank genome assembly.